Molecule: messenger RNA, 3429 nt
Organism: Mus pahari (shrew mouse)
Lineage: Eukaryota; Metazoa; Chordata; Mammalia; Rodentia; Muridae
Gene: Igsf11
Product: immunoglobulin superfamily member 11
Exons: 7
Coding region: 173-1459 (428 amino acids)
Biological process (GO): homophilic cell-cell adhesion
Cellular component (GO): cell-cell junction
Molecular function (GO): ionotropic glutamate receptor binding
Source: RefSeq, a predicted model, not a curated record
GUGGCUGCGGCGGCUGCUGGUGGCCGCGGCGGCCGGCGAGCCCGGGACGCCCGAGCCUGCCCCGAGCCUCGGCGGAGCGGAGUGGCCUCGGCGCUCCCGUGUCCCGCUCGGUCCCCGCUGCACCCCGCCGCCCAGGAGCCCGGCGGACGGCGGCUCCCCCGGCGGCCCCGGCAUGACUCGGCGGCGCUCCGCUCCGGCGUCCUGGCUGCUCGUGUCGCUGCUCGGUGUCACAACAUCCCUGGAAGUGUCCGAGAGCCCAGGCAGUGUCCAGGUGGCCCGGGGCCAGACGGCAGUCCUGCCCUGCGCCUUCUCCACCAGUGCUGCCCUCCUGAACCUCAAUGUCAUUUGGAUGGUCAUUCCCCUCUCCAAUGCAAACCAGCCCGAACAGGUCAUUCUUUAUCAGGGUGGACAAAUGUUUGAUGGUGCCCUCCGGUUCCAUGGGAGGGUAGGAUUUACCGGCACCAUGCCUGCUACCAAUGUCUCUAUCUUCAUCAAUAACACACAGCUGUCAGAUACGGGCACCUACCAGUGCUUGGUGAAUAACCUUCCAGACAGAGGGGGCAGAAACAUCGGGGUCACUGGCCUCACGGUGUUAGUCCCCCCUUCUGCUCCACAAUGCCAAAUCCAAGGAUCCCAGGACCUCGGCAGCGAUGUCAUCCUUCUGUGUAGUUCAGAGGAAGGCAUCCCUCGGCCCACGUACCUUUGGGAGAAGUUAGAUAAUACGCUCAAGCUACCUCCAACAGCCACUCAGGACCAGGUCCAGGGAACAGUCACCAUCCGGAAUAUCAGUGCCCUCUCUUCUGGUCUGUACCAGUGUGUGGCUUCUAAUGCCAUCGGGACCAGCACCUGCCUGCUGGACCUCCAGGUUAUCUCACCCCAGCCCCGGAGCGUUGGAAUAAUUGCUGGAGCGGUUGGCACCGGUGCUGUUCUUAUUGUCAUCUGCCUUGCGCUGAUUUCAGGGGCGUUCUUUUACUGGAGAAGCAAAAACAGAGAGGAGGAGGAGGAAGAAAUUCCUAAUGAAAUCAGAGAGGAUGAUCUUCCCCCUAAAUGCUCUUCUGCCAAAGCAUUCCACACAGAAAUAUCCUCCUCAGAAAAUAACACGCUGACCUCUUCCAAUACCUACAACAGUCGAUUCUGGAACAACAAUCCAAAACCCCAUAGAAACACAGAGUCGUUCAACCACUUCAGUGACUUACGCCAGUCUUUCUCUGGCAAUGCAGCUAUCCCAUCCAUCUAUGCAAAUGGGAACCAUCUGGUUUUGGGUCCACAUAAGACUCUGGUAGUUACAGCCAACAGAGGGUCAUCACCCCAGGUCAUGCCCAGGAACAAUGGUUCAGUCAGCAGGAAGCCUUGGCCUCAACACACCCAUUCCUACACAGUAAGCCAAAUGACCCUGGAGCGCAUCGGUGCAGUGCCUGUCAUGGUGCCUGCCCAGAGUCGGGCAGGGUCCCUGGUAUAGGAGGAUGACUGAGGACACCGUGUUCAGAAGAGAAUAAAUGGACCGCCUUCAGGCAAGGGGGGAGCACUGCCUUCAGGCAAGGGGGAGAGUGGGAUGGAUGAGUGCUGAAAGAUAAACUUUUGUUAUGAUUCCAUUAGCAAAAAGCACAAAGAGGAAAGCUGUUCCUCGCCUCUGAGUGUGUGAAGUGGCCUGCGGUUAUUCCAUCAAGAAGACUCAAGAAGACUGUUUCCCCGCCACAGAUGUCCUGAGAUUCAGUUAAAAUGAAACAUGCUGCAUCUCCAGAGAUGCGCCAAGCCAAGGAGAAUGCUAGGAGCAGAGUAACGCUUACCCCCCAAACCGUGGUCCAGCUGGACCCAUUCUUUAAUUCUUGCCUAACUUAGUAAUUUUCGGGACCCUUAAAGUGCCAGGUGGGAUUUACAUAAUGAAAUUAUUUUUAAAAAAUAGGUGUCCUUAGGGGAGAGAAAGCAGGAGCAAGCUCAUGGUCUGGUCUGGUCUGCCUCUCCCACUCCCUUUGAUGGCUCUAGCGGUGCAUUCCAUCUGAGCUGACUUUAUCAUAGAGGCAAAAUUGUUCAGAACACUGGCUGGAGAUGGGGAGAAAUUAGGAAACUUCUUGUGAACACCCUACACACACACACACACACACACACACACACACACACACACAUUUAUUUACCUCCUCCUGAACCAUGAACUUCGUUGUAUUGGGGAUUUUGCUAUAUUGACAGAUUCUUGUCUGUUACACUCUGGGAUCUCUCACAGGUCCGUGGCAAUUACUGUUCAUGAUUUCCUGAAAAAAAGAUAUUUUUUUAAAAGAAAACUAUUUUUUUUAAACACUAGAGAGACAGUGGACUAGGAAAGCGAGAACUUGACACCUUGUCCGGUGAUUGUGUUCGGUGAUUCAGCAGAGGCCCCACCACACAAGUUUUAGGAGAUUGAGUGGGUGAAACCAGCCGGAGCCAGGUGGGAGGGGCCUUUACAUUGCCGCAGGGCCCCAAAGAAUCAAGAUUGUGUAUGGCAACCUUACUGUCGCACAGGCCACCAUUAAUGAGGACAGCGGCUGAUACCUUUUGUACCGAGGAAGAUAAUUGCCUCUUGUUCGACAAGUAGAGUUUAGUAGGUUAUUACAAAAAGGGCAAGAGUUGUUUUGGUUUUGUUUCUCUCAAAACAUUUUUUUAUUUAUUUUUUUUUUUUUUUUUUUUUUUUUUGCAAAGAAUAACAAGGGUUAGACAAAUGGGGGAACCCUUCCUGUGUGCUCUUGGGGGUCUGCUCAGCAUCUGGAAAUUUGGGUGUGCGAUUUUCCCUGAACGCAUUGCAUACCAGUGUACAAAGAUUCUGCCUCCCCCCUUUUUGGCUAAUUACUGGGCUUGGCUGGCCUUGCAGUUCACAAGAUUCAUUUACAGACUCUUUGCUCUGUAUGGCGCCACCUGCCGUGUCUGUCUGUCCCUACUUGUUUUGGUGACUAUCUUGCCUUAAUCACUUUGCUUUAGGGCAACUCAUGGUGAUUUCUUCCAAGAUCUGUUUUCAGAUUGUUUGGACUACUUGAGCCCACAACUCUCAGAGGACAUUCCUUUUUUUUUUUUUUUUUUCUUCCCCUCCUUUCUUACAUUGUUUUGUCCCUUUUCCUCUUUAUUUCCUGCCUUCUUUCCCUGUCCAAUGGGCACAGUCCUCACAGUUAUGUAAGUGAAUGGAAGCCAUCACUGGCUGCACAUGCUUUUCCAAAAGGGACACUUGGACUGUCACUGUUGUGACCGUUUCAAUGUUGAUAAGAAGGUGAAUUUACUGUAGGGUUACCUUCUCCCCAUUUGAUGGUUCUUGAGUUUGUAAAAAUUUAAAUAAAUGAAUGUCUAUACUUUUUAAGGAAAAGAGAAAAUACCAUGUCACAGAAAAGAUGAAACUAUUAGAUGCUGUUUAGAAAGCAUUUAUCUUGCAUUUCUUUAUUCUUUCUAAUUACCUAAAAUUCAAUAAAAGUU